Molecule: messenger RNA, 1450 nt
Organism: Staurois parvus
Lineage: Eukaryota; Metazoa; Chordata; Amphibia; Anura; Ranidae
Source: the annotation of a GenBank genome assembly
GGGUGUGAUAGGUGUACAGCUGGUUGUUACAAUGGUAAUGGCCAGUGUAUUGCAGAAGAUCAUACCGCAUUAUUCUUUGGCUCGUUGGCUUCUCUGCAAUGGCAGCUUAUAUUGGUAUCAGCAUCCCACAGAAGAAGAGUUACGAACACUUGCUGGAAAGCAACAGCUUAAAGGAAAGGGUAAAAAAGACAGAAAAUAUAAUGGUCAUAUUGAAAAUAAACCACUUACCAUUCCCAAAGACAUUGACCUUCAUUUGGAAACUAGGACUGUUACCGAAGUUGACACUUUAGCACUCCAUUAUUUUCCUGAGUAUCAAUGGUUAGUAGACUUCACUGUUGCUGCUACUGUGGUUUACUUGAUAACUGAAGCCUAUUACACCUUUGUAAUACCAUCACAAGAGAUGAAUAUCAGCAUAGUUUGGUGUAUGCUCGUUCUGGCAUUUGCAAUCAAAGUGUUGUUCUCCCUGACAACCCAUUACUUUAAAGUGGAAGAUGGUGGCGAGAGAUCUGUCUGUGUUACAUUUGGAUUCUUUUUCUUUGUCAAGGCCAUGGCAAUUCUAAUUGUGACAGAGAACUACUUGGAAUUCGGCCUAGAGACUGGCUUUUCAAAUUUUUCUGAAAGUGCUGUUCAGUUCCUGCAGAAACAGGGAUUGGAGUCUCAAGGUCCAGUGUCAAAACUUACAUUUAAGUUAUUUCUGGCAGUUUUGUGUUCUCUCAUUGGAGCUUUCCUGACAUUCCCUGGUUUGCGACUGGCUCAGAUGCACCUUGAUGCCCUAAACUAUACAAAAGAAACCAUGACACAAUUUUUGCUACAUAUAAACUUCUUGUCCCCUCUUCUAAUGGUUUUGCUGUGGGUGAAACCUAUAACCAAAGAUUACAUUCUGAAUCCGCCCUUGGGCAAGGAAAGUGUACCACUAAUGACUGAGGACACCUUUGAUACGGUUCGACUUUGGAUCAUCAUUCUUCUCUGCGGAUUAAGGUUGAUAAUGAUGAGACAUCAUCUACAAGCUUACUUAAAUUUGGCCCAGAAAUGUGUGGAUCAAAUGAAGAAGGAAGCUGGGAGAAUAAGCACCAAAGAAUUACAAAAGAUGGUGGCUCGAGUAUUUUAUUACCUUUGUGUUAUUGCACUGCAGUACGUGGCACCUCUGGUGAUGCUCCUUCACACAACUCUGCUUCUGAAAACUCUAGGUAAUCAUUCAUGGGGCAUCUAUGACUCUCCUAUGGAGGCAUCACAAGGGUCGAACUCAGGUUUUACUGAACAGCCAUACCCUGAAGAAAAGAUGAAGGCAACAGUCACCCAAAUUACAGUGGCAUUAGGGGGUUUAAAGAACAUUUUCACUCCACUCCUCUUCCGGGGACUUUUAUCAUUUUUGACAUGGUGGAUCGCAGCUUGCCUUUUCUCCACCAGCCUUUUUGGCUUGUUUUAUCAUCAGUAUUUAAUAGUGGCAUAA